AUGCUUAUAAUAUAUUUAAGAAAUUUCUUCAAUUCAUCUAAUAAAGGAAAUAAUUCAUAGAAUAAUUUGCAAAUUAUAAAUCUUCCCUCCCUUAUAAUUUUGGUCUUAAUUAUCAUUUUUCUUUAGAAAAAAAUCUCAAUUCAUAUCUUUACUUAAAAAAAAUAUCACUUUUUAGAAUAAGUUGUAUCUUCAUUUUUUUUCUUAAAUAACUUUAUCAAAAUAUAUAUUUGCCUGUAGUUGAAAUCAGUGUUUAACAAUUUUAUAUAAGUCUAAUAUUAUUCUUUAACUCAACUCUUAACCCAGUUGCUUAAGAAUAUAUUUGUUAAUGUUUUAGAAUUUCAAAGAUUUAUUUUAUUCUAAUGUAUAAUUUAAUUAGAUGAAAUUAUGAAAUUUCAAUCAGAAAAAAAUACAUUUAAAAUAUCCAUUAGAGCUUAUAGGAUGAAAAUUUCGUUUUAUUAACCUUAAAGGUGA
Paramecium tetraurelia is the source of this 471-nucleotide messenger RNA. RefSeq lists its product as uncharacterized. NCBI's taxonomy places the organism in Eukaryota, Ciliophora, Oligohymenophorea, Peniculida, Parameciidae. The transcript has a single exon. The record is from RefSeq and is a predicted model, not a curated record.